Molecule: messenger RNA, 1785 nt
Organism: Aspergillus mulundensis
Lineage: Eukaryota; Fungi; Ascomycota; Eurotiomycetes; Eurotiales; Aspergillaceae
Gene: samB
Product: MYND-type zinc finger protein MUB1
Exons: 1
Coding region: 1-1785 (594 amino acids)
Biological process (GO): ubiquitin-dependent protein catabolic process; establishment or maintenance of cell polarity
Cellular component (GO): MUB1-RAD6-UBR2 ubiquitin ligase complex
Source: RefSeq, a predicted model, not a curated record
AUGAGAGAACUGAACUUCUCUAUACCCAGCUGUAACAAGGCAGCGGUCAAUAUCACUACAACUCUUUAUGACCGCCGGGCGCUGGACUGCACGUCGACGCUGCCUCUGAUCAACUCCCUCAACCAUCUAGCCUACUUGACUACGUCCUCCGCUCGGAUCCGCGAUAUUCUCACCGUCGAUGGAGGCAUUGAAAGACUGGUUUGCAUCCUCAAAGAGGGUCGGACUAACAACCUGAUGGAGAUGUGGAAGUGGAGCCUCGCCUUCCAAUGUGUUGUCAAUAUUGGAGUACGAGGCUCGGAAAAUGUCAGGACUAGAGUCGUCGAGGCGGACAUGGUGCCUGUGAUUGCAACCAUCCUAGACAACUACAUCAAGGUCAUGGACAAAGUGCGCGCUCGAUCAGAUUCUGAAGCCCAACGACACAGAUUCCACCAUCAUCACAAGAUCACCCCGACGACAAGCGAUGGAACGAGUCGUUCAUCAUUCUCAGAUGCUUCGAGUAACGAGCAACGCACCUCUCGCCGUCAACCACCUCCCACCCACAUAGAAAUUCCUCCCUUCUUCCAUGACACUCGUGCAUUGGACACGAAUGCCAUGGACAUUGCUACUCCGCCCCGUGCACCAAUGACAUCGCCACCUGAGAGAAGCACUUUUGGCCAGGAUGCGCACGCUCAUAGGUCUCACGCAAACCCCCGCCAUAGAGCAAUCCAGCCGUUGGCAACGGCCAUUCCUUCGAUGGAUGCUGCUGAUGGUUUUGGACUACGCCCCGUGAGGGAUACCGAGAGGCUUCCCAGCAUGCUCCCCGCCGCCUUUAAUGGACUUGCAUCUCAGCCCGACUCUCCCACUACACCGAACGGCGCUGGUCACAUCCGCAACCAUGCACCAACCUCUCUCGAAGCACACUUGCGUCCGGCCUUGAGCCAACAUCAGUCAGCCUCAGGGGACUCAGAUGAUGCCAAUGGUGAAGAUGCUAUAAUGGGCGAUGAUUCAGGCUCGGGAGAUGCUGCCGAGCCUAUUAUUGGCCUACAAGGCGGCAUGGACAUUGAUGAUGUUACCGAUGGACAAACCAUGAUCGAUAGCGUUACCGACUCAACCCAUGAUCUGACAGUAACUGACACUGUAACUGACACCACCUCAGAAGGUCAAGAGGCAGAAACGUUCAACAUCACUCACCGUUCCGCUGUCGAUGGCAGCAUAAUCACCAAUGACAACGCACAAGCUGUGAACAACACCAACUCGCCGCCUAUCGUGCCCAGUCCCUAUUCUAUCUACUUCCGUGAUCGGGCAACCAACACCGCCACGCAGAACUUCCUGAAUACGAUGCCGCGUGAAGAGGACGUCUUGAUGUCGCUUCAGCUUUUGGCUUACGUUUCCAAAUACUGCAAUCUCCGCUCAUACUUCCAAAACUCGCAUUUCGUGCCAAGGCUCAAGAUUGACCGAGAGCUUCAAAUGCUGGAAGAAGGAACCUCCCCUAUCGAACCUUUCGAGGAAGAAGACGAGUAUCUGCUUCCCGACGAUGUUAACAUCUUCCCCUUGGUGGAGAAGUUUACCGCUCGCCAUCAUUCUAAGGACAUGUCGUACUGGGCGUGCGUCGUGAUGCGGAACCUUUGUCGCAAGGACGAAUCUCGAGGUGGCAUUCGUCAGUGCGCGAAUUACAAAUGCGGCAAGUGGGAAGAAUUCACACGUCAAUUCGCCAAAUGCCGCCGCUGCCGUCGCACCAAAUACUGCAGCAAGGACUGUCAGAAAGCAGCGUGGCUCUACCACCGACACUGGUGCGCCACGCCAUAA